This is a messenger RNA of Dendroctonus ponderosae (mountain pine beetle), 1949 nucleotides long. RefSeq names its product homeobox protein zampogna. The transcript is spliced from 3 exons. The record is from RefSeq and is a predicted model, not a curated record. Gene Ontology annotation, biological process: cell differentiation; regulation of transcription by RNA polymerase II. The coding region runs from base 712 to 1509 and encodes 265 amino acids. NCBI's taxonomy places the organism in Eukaryota, Metazoa, Arthropoda, Insecta, Coleoptera, Curculionidae. Gene Ontology annotation, molecular function: DNA-binding transcription factor activity, RNA polymerase II-specific; RNA polymerase II cis-regulatory region sequence-specific DNA binding. Gene Ontology annotation, cellular component: nucleus.
GUGAUUCGAAUUAUUGUGCAUCGGUGUCACACGUGUUGGUUAAUGACUGAAAUUUUAGCUGAAUGUCUUUGAUGAAAACAGAUGAACGCAACAUAAAUAUACAAAGGAAAGAAUAAGUGCAACGUGUCUAUUAUGGCUGGAUGGCUGCGUGAUGUUCGAAAGCUUCAGCACAGUGAACUAUUUAGCCGAACUCCUCUAGCAGAAGCUAAGAAUUAAAUGCGAAAAAUUCAGCUGGGAGAUUUGGUGAAGAAGCCAACAAUUGACCCGAUACAAAGCUGGAAAAGUUCGCUGUUAUAAAACGUGAAAGAAUUCGAAGCAAAUUUGUAAUCCGCCAGAAAAACCAUCAAUAACAUCCGCUCCUGUUCUCAUUGAAGAAACAGAUCCAAAAAUAAUCCGUUAAACGAAAAGCAAUUAAUAAACGAUAAAACAUCAGUUUUCGCACGCGAUACGACAGCAAGUCUUUAACUCCAGACUCCUCCCCAAACAAUCGGAGUUAGAAAAGAGGCGCCAGGAUCGUGCUGAAGCGCUGAAAAGAGAUGGGGAAAGAGUCUCAAGUAGUAAACGCACAUGAGUGGUGUCGGGAAUAAUUUCAUUAAGUCCCGACAGCCAGUCUGAAUUUAGGCGCCCGGGAACCGAAUUGGGAGUUGUGGUGUGUGGAAGUUUGCGAGUUCUAGUGGCGCUAAACAUCAGGGAAAACUGCUCAAGGAAAAAAUGGAAGACGACAACAGUUGCACGGGCAAAUGCGAGAAAUGUCCCUCAGCCUCGGUCACUCCUUUUUCGAUAAACGAUAUUUUGAGUCAAAAGGACGUGGAACGAGCAGCUGGUGAUAGUGAGGAGCAGGAGUCCGCACUGGAUAUGAGAGCACAUAGGGAAGAUUUCGAUUCCUCCAGUCCAGGCCUGACCCCGCUGACUCCGGGCUACGCAUCACCCCGCCUCUCUGAAGACUCCGGACGCGAAUCCGGUGGCGCCGUCAGCCAAUCAGGGCGCAAGAAGAGAUCGCGUGCAGCGUUCACGCACGCUCAAGUGUUCGAAUUGGAGCGCCGAUUCAGCCAGCAACGAUAUCUAAGCGGGCCUGAACGAGCCGAUUUGGCUGCUGCCCUCAAAUUAACCGAAACCCAAGUGAAAAUCUGGUACCAAAACCGUCGCUACAAAACCAAGCGGAAACAGCUGCAGUUGCAGGAAACCAGCCUGAUGAGUUCGAAUGCGCGCAAAGUGGCAGUCAAAGUGCUGGUCAAAGACGACAUGCCGAUUUUCCUGCAGCAGAAGCCGCCGUUGUAUCAGAAGGCCUACUAUACUGAGCCCAAGAGCGACUUCUUCGUCUACGAUCAGCUGAGCAAGAGCAUGGUGCAGAAGUAUCCGAAAACUCUGCAGGAAUCCAUGCUGAAUCUGUGCCAGCAGUACUCGAACUCGAUGCAACUGUUUCCCUACUUCAACUACUACCAUCCCUCUUUGAUUGGCAAUCUGAGCCAGCAGGACGACGAUGUCGGGGAGUGUCGCGAACAGAAUUAGAGCUAGCUGAUGUUUUUAAGCAAUAAUGAAGAACUGCCCUGAGUGAAGUCUUCUUCAAACUAGAGGAACUAGAGUUUGGGACAAGAUGUCCAGGUCUACCUAAAUCGAUCUGUUCGUGCUAGAAGCUUCUUGUUAGGGAGCACCUUGAAAAUUACACAUGUGCACAUCAAGAAAAACUAGUUUUAAUUAAAUUGUCCUUUGUAUUCGCUCUCUCUUGUGAUAAACUAGUUUAAUGUAAAUUUCCUUCUAGAACGUAGUUUCCUUAGUGGUGUUUUGGGUCUGCAAACCUUUUCAAUCCCCUCCCCUAGUGGCAGCGGAUUUUCCUCCAAACACUUAGAAGUCACGUUUUUUUGGUCUAGCGACGUUUGUAAAAUAGUGUAAAUAUGGCGAACAAUAUUUAUUUGUUAUUAUAGUUUGUGCAAUAAAUACUGUAAAAUGGC